Messenger RNA from Arabidopsis thaliana (thale cress), 2676 nucleotides. Its product is annotated as cytochrome P450 family protein. The record is from RefSeq and is marked reviewed. The coding region runs from base 680 to 2464 and encodes 594 amino acids. The transcript has 2 exons. NCBI's taxonomy places the organism in Eukaryota, Viridiplantae, Streptophyta, Magnoliopsida, Brassicales, Brassicaceae.
AUAAUUACUAUUUUCUUUUUAAAGUGACAAUCGUCUUAUUUAUUGAGCCAUUUUUUUGACAAAACAAUUUUUUUUCUUUUCACUUCUGCAGAGAAAAUAGGAGCGACGGUGGAGAGAGAGAGGACAAUAACAAAACAAAUGCAUGUGACGCCAAUCAACACCAUACACGACGUAUUAAUUGUUUAAAGUAAAAGACAACAGUACCCCUACCGGCACACCGACGCGACUUCGUUGCCCACAUGUCCGCUGGGCAAUUAUUUAGCGCGGUCGUCGGGUUGGUGUCAUGGUAAAUCCAGUAAACAUCAGGGGUAUAACCGUCAAUCCGUAAAAUUGUCUUUUUCUCUCCGUCCGCCUCCUCUAAAUUGCUUUUUUGGCUGCACUGAGAAAUCAGAAUCCUAAAUUUUUCUUUGGGAGAUCAAUUUUAGCUGUCAAAUUUUGAGUUCUUUUCCUUAUCUUUGCACUUAUUAGUAUACAUUUCGUUUUGUCUAGUCAAGAAAAAUCUAAGACUUUUUAAUCCUCCCUUGUCUUCUGGAAAUCUGGGAGGAUUUUAAGGUUCUUCUUGUCCAAAAAUUAAAAAAAUUGCCAAUUGUGGAUUGUGUAUCAUUCAUUGUCAUCAUCUAAUCUUCUUCUUCUUCUACUUACGAGUUUGGAGAAGUUAUCCGCCAUUGAAGCAUUUAAAAUGCCGGAGAAAGGAAUGAUUUUCCCGCCGGUACCGAGCCAAUUGGUGAUUUUACGGCCAAGCCCUCUUCUUCAAUGGCGGCUUGGUGCUCUUACAGCACUCGUCUGCUUCCUUAUGUUAGUCGUUUGGAGUAUUGACGGUUGUUCGAUUCAAAGCUUCGUUCAGCCAUGGAGAUUCAAUGCUUACUCUGUUCGAAUCAGUCCUUCUCCGUCGCCGUUUAUGUCAACGAAACCCAAUCUAGUAUCAGAGAAACCUCACCGCCAAAAUCUCACCUUGAUGAUGGCUCCACGAAAUCUGGUUCCGAAGAAGACGAAUCUCACUUCAAACUCGACCCGGGUCCAGUUCGAGUGGAUAACCGCUGGAUCUCAGAAGAAUUUCACGGCGAAUUUGAUGAGAGGUUGGUUGGCUCCGGGAGGAGCGCCGUGUAGAGAAGCGAAGACCGUCGAGAUUUCAGUUCCCGGUGUCGACGGGAUUGAUUCUGUGGAGUUAACCGCCGGAGAGAUUCAUGAAUUCAAAUUUCAAGCCAUAGACGAAUCUGGAAAAAACGUUUGCAUUGGUGGGGACUAUUUCGAGACUGAUAUAUCCGGCGAGAACUGGAAAUCGAGACCACCGGUGAAAGAUUUCGGCAACGGAACUUACUCUUUCUCUUUACAGGUUCAUCCUGAGUUCGCCGGAGAUUUCAAUCUCACCGUCAUUUUACUCUUCCGUCAUUACCAAGGUCUUAAGUUUAGUACCUCACGUUUAGGCUUUGACCGAAAGCUUCGCAAUGUUAGAUUACGCUUUGUUAAGACGCCUGACGUUACUCUGCCGGAGCUCCGGUCAUGUAAAAAAUCUGAUUUUAACAGAGAUGCUUGGUCUGGACGAUGGACUAGGCUUGGGAAGAAUGAUGAGUGUCAGAUUAGCAAUGACGGGCGUUACCGCUGCCUCGCUGCGGAUUUCCCUUGCCGGAAACCGUGGUGCGACGGUGCGGUUGGAGCUAUAGAGAGUAAUGGUUGGGUUUACUCUAGCCAUUGCUCUUUCAAGCUCUUCUCUGCGGAAAAGGCUUGGGAUUGCUUGAAAGGCAAAUGGAUUUUCUUCUGGGGAGAUUCGAAUCAUGUUGAUUCGAUCAGAAACUUGCUGAAUUUCGUCUUGGGUCAUCCUGAAAUCCCCGCUGUCCCGAGGAGGUUCGAUAUGAAGUUUUCGAAUCCGAAGAACCCUUCGGAGACUGUUAGGAUCACGAGUAUCUUUAACGGUCAUUGGAACGAGACCAAGAACUAUCAGGGCCUUGAUUCGCUUAAAGACAGGGACUUUAGAGAAUUGCUCAAGAAGUACUUCAACGAAGAAACAAACCGUGUUCCCGACGUGAUGAUCGUGAACUCGGGUCUACACGACGGGAUUCACUGGACUAGUCUUAGAGCCUUUGCGAAAGGUGCUGAAACCGCAGCUGCGUUUUGGAGAGAAGUUUUUGACGGGGUCAAAAGCAGAGGAUUGCAACCGCCAGAAGUGAUUUUCAGGAACACAAUCGCGACAGGCGGGUACGCGAGAAUGCUAGCGUUUAACCCGAGCAAAAUGGAGGCGUUUAACGGAGUGUUUCUCGAGAAAAUGAGGGAUGCGGGAUUGGUCACGAGCGUAGUUGAUAACUUCGAUAUGACGUAUCCGUGGCACUACGAUAACCGUUGCAACGAUGGAGUUCAUUACGGAAGAGCUCCAGCGAAAAUGCGGUGGAGGGACGGUGAGAUUGGACAUCAGUACUUUGUGGACUUGAUGCUCGUUCACGUAUUGCUGAAUGCAUUGUGUGUAAGAUAGAUGUGGUAAAGUUUGGUAAUUAGGAAGAGUCACGGAUUCUUUGUUUAUGUGUAGACUUAAUUUUUUUGAAGUAUAGAUUAUUAUUAUUUGGGAAAACUCAACUCAAGCUUGAGUUAUAUUGUAUAAUAGCAAGAGAUUGGAGCAACAAUAGUGUACUAUAUGUAUCUGGUUGACAUUUUUCUGAUAAUGAUAAUUUUGAAUUCUUGGAUGAU